CGGAUCCUCCUUGGAAGACCUUCUCACUCCAUCAUGGGGGUUCUGUGAGCCCCAAGAGUCUGCUUGAGGCCUGGCUCCCGGCACUACCCUCCCCAGACCAUGUGGCGGUCACUCCUCCGAUGCCCGCCGCUCCUUUCCCCCUUUCUGCAAGUGACUGAGGUGGCGGCCGGCUGGGAAGCACGCCUGGCGCUGUGGAUCCUCAGCUUUGCCUCGGCCGUCGUGCAAAUGGAGAGCCAGGCCUACUCGCCCACGGUCAACACCCACUAUGGGAAGCUCCGUGGGGUGCGCGUGCCCUUGCCCAGUGAGAUUCUGGGCCCCGUGGACCAGUACCUGGGGGUACCCUACGCAGCGCCGCCCGUCGGGGAGAAGCGGUUCAUGCCCCCUGAGCCCCCCUCCUCCUGGUCGGGCAUCCGGAACGCCACCCACUUCUCCCCGGUGUGCCCGCAGAACAUCCACACGGCCGUGCCGGAGAUCAUGCUGCCCAUCUGGUUCACGUCCAACCUCGACAUCGUGGCCACCUACAUCCAGGACCCCAACGAGGACUGCCUGUACCUGAACAUCUACAUCCCCACCGAGGAUGGCUCCAGCGCUAAGAAACAGGGCGAGGACUUAGCGGAUAAUGACGGGGACGAAGACGAAGACAUCCGGGACAGCGGGGCCAAGCCGGUGAUGGUGUACAUCCACGGCGGCUCGUACAUGGAAGGCACGGGCAACAUGAUCGACGGCAGCGUGCUGGCCAGCUACGGCAACGUCAUCGUCAUCACCCUCAACUAUCGCGUGGGAGUGCUGGGUUUCCUGAGCACCGGAGACCAGGCCGCCAAGGGCAACUACGGGUUGCUGGACCAGAUCCAGGCAUUGCGUUGGAUCAGUGAAAACAUCGCCUUCUUUGGGGGAGACCCCUUGCGCAUCACCGUCUUUGGUUCUGGGAUCGGCGCCUCCUGUGUCAGCCUGCUCACGCUGUCGCACCACUCUGAAGGUCUCUUCCAGAGGGCCAUCAUCCAAAGCGGCUCCGCGCUGUCCAGCUGGGCCGUCAACUACCAGCCGGUGAAGUACACCAGCUUGCUGGCCGACAAAGUGGGCUGCAACGUGCUGGACACCGUGGACAUGGUGGACUGCCUGCGUCAGAAGAGCGCCAAGGAGCUAGUGGAGCAGGACAUCCAGCCGGCCCGCUACCACGUGGCCUUCGGGCCGGUGAUCGACGGAGACGUCAUCCCGGAUGACCCAGAGAUCCUGAUGGAGCAGGGCGAGUUCCUCAACUACGACAUCAUGUUGGGCGUCAACCAGGGCGAGGGGCUCAAGUUCGUGGAGGGCGUCGUGGACCCGGAGGACGGCGUCUCGGGCAGCGAUUUCGAUUAUUCCGUCUCCAAUUUCGUGGACAACCUCUACGGCUACCCGGAGGGCAAAGACACGCUGCGCGAGACCAUCAAGUUCAUGUACACGGACUGGGCCGACCGGGACAACCCGGAGACGCGUCGCAAGACGCUGGUGGCGCUUUUCACCGACCACCAGUGGGUGGAGCCCUCGGUCGUGACUGCGGACCUGCACGCGCGCUACGGCUCCCCCACCUACUUUUACGCCUUUUACCAUCACUGCCAGAGCCUCAUGAAGCCGCCCUGGUCCGACGCUGCCCACGGGGACGAGGUGCCUUACGUCUUCGGGAUCCCCAUGAUCGGCCCCACCGACCUCUUUCCCUGCAACUUCUCCAAGAACGACGUCAUGCUGAGCGCCGUGGUCAUGACCUACUGGACAAACUUUGCCAAGACUGGGGACCCCAACAAGCCAGUUCCCCAGGACACCAAAUUCAUCCACACCAAGGCCAACCGCUUCGAAGAGGUGGCCUGGUCCAAAUACAACCCCCGUGACCAGCUCUACCUGCACAUUGGCCUCAAGCCCAGGGUGCGCGACCACUACCGCGCCACCAAGGUUGCCUUCUGGAAGCACCUGGUCCCGCACCUGUACAACCUGCACGACAUGUUCCACUACACCUCGACCACCACCAAGGUGCCGCCGCCCGACACCACCCAGAACUCGCACAUCACCCGCCGGCCCAACGGCAAGGCCUGGAGCACCAAGCGGCCGGCCAUCUCCACCGCCUACACCGGCGAGGGCUCGCAGGAGAAGUGGAACCCGGAGCAGGACGGGGCGGGCACGCUGCUGGUCGAGAGCCCCCGGGACUACUCCACGGAGCUGAGCGUCACCAUUGCCGUGGGCGCCUCGCUGCUCUUCCUCAACGUGUUGGCCUUCGCCGCCCUGUACUACCGCAAGGACAAACGCCGGCAGGACACCCACCGCCAGCCCAGCCCCCAGCGGGCCGCCGCCACCAAUGACAUUGGCCACACGCCCGAGGAGGAGAUGCCCUCGCUGCAGGCCAACCAGAGCCACCACGGAGACUGCGACGCAGUGGCGCCCCACGACGCGCUCCGCCUCACCGCCUUGCCCGACUACACGCUCACGCUGCGCCGCUCCCCGGACGACAUCCCGCUCAUGACGCCCAACACCAUCACCAUGAUCCCCAACUCCCUGGUGGGGCUACAGACCCUGCACCCUUACAACACCUUUGCGGCCAGCUUCAGCAGCACGGGGCUGCCCCACUCACACUCCACCACUCGGGUAUAGCUGCCCAAGCGCCCGCACUCCCACGCACACACUCCACACACACCGGACCUGGCGCUGCGGGGUCAGGCGUGGCUCGCUCUUGGGGGGGGGGUGGAUUUUAUUGGGAUCAAGUGCUUUGACUUUCCGCGGGCCUGGCAUUGGGGGAUUCA
Molecule: messenger RNA, 2765 nt
Organism: Elgaria multicarinata webbii
Lineage: Eukaryota; Metazoa; Chordata; Lepidosauria; Squamata; Anguidae
Gene: NLGN3
Product: neuroligin 3
Exons: 6
Coding region: 100-2616 (838 amino acids)
Biological process (GO): chemical synaptic transmission; postsynaptic membrane assembly; modulation of chemical synaptic transmission
Cellular component (GO): postsynaptic specialization membrane; plasma membrane; synapse
Molecular function (GO): neurexin family protein binding; signaling receptor activity
Source: RefSeq, a predicted model, not a curated record